UGACAAAAGCAAAAAUAUUUUCUUCUUUCUUUUUCGCAUGCAAAAACCAAACAAAUAUCAGCAACACCGUCAACGCGAAUAUGAACUUAAUUUGUCACACAUCCCUCGGUGUUCACAUUUCGUCGUAAACAAACAACCGUGAAUCGUCAGUUUAUCUUAUCUUAUUUGAAAAUUAAAAUAUAUAGGUAGCACUCGCUUCAAUAUACAAAAGCUUUUCAUCUCGCAACGAGACAUUCUCUGCUCAUCGUUCAUCGAGCUAUUUAAGCUUAUCGGACACAACAGCGCACGGCAGAUAAGUGCCGCAGCAUUCAAUAUUCAAAAUUGAAUAACUGGAGGAACCGAUCAGUCAAUCAGUUCUGCCACGAUGGCCGUUUAUCAGCUGCCGAUGGAACACCACAGCGUACGGUUGCCCGGUACGACAAUUAUCGGUUGUAUCGGGUGCAGCUGGAAACGGAUCAACAUGUGCAAAUCCUGCAGGAACUGGAAGCCAAGAGCGAUAGCUGUACAUUCUAUGGACAUGCCCGACAACCGGGACAACAGUUGACUAUCAUGGUUGCCGCAAACAAGAUUAUGGAUUUUGAAGAUCUGCUGAAACGGUUCGAAAUCAAGGGACAGGUGCUGGAAUACAACAUUCAAAGCAAAAUCGACAGUGAAUCUCAAAAUGUUAAACCUUCUUCGGUUAGCACCGACGAGUUUGACUGGAAUCAUUACUUUCACCUGGAGACUAUCUACGCUUGGAUGGAAGAUCUAACCAAAAAGCACGAUUUCAUAACUGUGCACAGCUUAGGAUCAACCUACGAAGGGCUGCCCAUCAAAGGCGUUAAGCUGUCCCGUAAGUCGGGCAACAAAACCAUCUUCGUGGAAGGUGGCAUCCACGCCCGAGAGUGGAUAUCCUCAGCGACUGCUACGUUCAUUCUAAACGAACUAAUCACCUCAACUGAUCCUCUGGUCGUCGAUCUCUCCACCAACUAUAACUGGUUCAUCUUUCCGGUGGUCAACCCGGAUGGUUAUAAGUUCACCUUCGAGGGUGACCGUUUGUGGAGAAAAAACCGUAGACCGUACGGUUUAUGUCGCGGAGUUGAUCUCAACCGAAACUUCAACAGCAACUGGGGAGGAAUCGGUUCCAGCGACGAUCCCUGUAGUUAUGAUUUUUCUGGCGGUGAGGUGUUUUCCGAACCAGAGACUGUCGCGUUGGCUGAUUUUAUACGUAAAAAUACCGAAAAGGAACAGAUUCGAACAUACAUCGCUUUGCACUCGUACUCGCAGCUGAUAAUGUUUCCGUUCGGUCAUACCGCAGAUAAAAUACCUAAUUAUGACCAUCUGAAUGGUAUUACACAGAAGGCAAUCGCAGCCCUCACGGCAGUUCAUGGAACAAACUUCCAGGGUGGUAGUAAGCACGAAACUAUUUACCCAUCAAGCGGAGGCAGUAUUGACUGGGCGUACCAGCAGGCAAAGAUACCGGUUUCGCUGACGUUCGAACUGAGAGGUCCACCGGAGUCGACCGAUAUGUUCAUACUGCCAGCAGAGCAAAUCACUCCGGUGGGACAGGAAACGAUGGCCGCAUUUGUAGCAAUUGUAACGGAAGCAAAACUGUUGGGGUAUUAUGAUUAGUGGAAUGUAAUUUUGUUCUCAUUUGGUAGCAACUUGUGACUACUAUUGAGGAAGGGGUACGCUUGUUUGGUUUUAUUGUUUCUGAAUGUUCACUAUUUUAUUCAAGUUUUUAUGAAAGGUAAUUGCAUUCAAACUCCUUGGAAUAGCUUGUCUGGUUUAUCAGAAUGCUAAUAAAACAAAAGUCUUAUGAUUGAUAAGAAAUGA
Molecule: messenger RNA, 1815 nt
Organism: Wyeomyia smithii (pitcher-plant mosquito)
Lineage: Eukaryota; Metazoa; Arthropoda; Insecta; Diptera; Culicidae
Product: zinc carboxypeptidase
Exons: 3
Coding region: 550-1611 (353 amino acids)
Biological process (GO): proteolysis
Molecular function (GO): metallocarboxypeptidase activity; zinc ion binding
Source: RefSeq, a predicted model, not a curated record